Messenger RNA from Loa loa (African eye worm), 1804 nucleotides. RefSeq names its product CK1/CK1/CK1-G protein kinase. Gene Ontology annotation, cellular component: nucleus; plasma membrane; cytoplasm. Lineage: Eukaryota; Metazoa; Nematoda; Chromadorea; Rhabditida; Onchocercidae. The record is from RefSeq and is a predicted model, not a curated record. The coding region runs from base 1 to 1398 and encodes 465 amino acids. The transcript is spliced from 11 exons. Gene Ontology annotation, molecular function: ATP binding; protein serine/threonine kinase activity. Gene Ontology annotation, biological process: positive regulation of canonical Wnt signaling pathway; signal transduction; peptidyl-serine phosphorylation.
AUGAAUUUGAUAGAUUACCAAAGACGGGUGCCAGCACAGCGUCCAUCGAAAUUAUCUGGAGCCGCAGGGCUAUUUCCGGGCGGCGGCCAACAUUUCGCUCAUAUUUUACAAGCUUCAGAGGGCAGUAGUUCACAAGUAGCAACGCAGUCACUUGGUAUGACGAACGCGCGUGGGCCAAAUUCAUCUGCAACUCCAUUAGCAACCGUUUCAUCAGGAGUUCUAAUGGUGGGACCCAAUUUCAAGGUAGGAAAGAAAAUUGGGUGCGGUAAUUUUGGAGAACUGCGUUUAGGAAAGAAUCUAUACAACAAUGAGCACGUGGCUAUCAAAUUGGAACCCUUGAAAAGCAAAGCCCCUCAGCUUCAUCUCGAAUAUCGUUUUUACAAGCUACUUGGCCAGCACGAAGGACUGCCGCAAGUGCACUACUUUGGACCAUGCGGAAAAUACAACGCUUUGGUAAUGGAAUUAUUAGGACAUUCUUUGGAAGAUCUCUUUGAUUUAUGCGAUCGGAAAUUUUCCUUGAAAACUGUUGCUAUGAUUGCAAUGCAGCUGAUAAGACGCAUUGAAUAUGUACAUAUGAAGCAUCUUAUUUAUCGAGAUGUGAAACCGGAAAAUUUUUUAAUAGGACGACAUUCUACUAGGAAGCAACAUUUACUUCAUAUUAUCGAUUUUGGGCUUGCAAAAGAGUAUAUUGACUGUGAUACUGGUAAACACAUUGCGUACAGGGAACAUAAGUCAUUGACAGGCACGGCAAGGUACAUGUCAAUAAAUACACACCUGGGUAAAGAACAGAGUAGAAGGGACGACUUGGAAGCACUUGGGCAUAUGUUCAUGUACUUCCUGCGUGGAUCACUACCUUGGCAAGGUCUUAAAGCAGAUACGCUCAAGGAGCGAUAUCAAAAGAUUGGUGAUACCAAACGAGCAACUCCAAUUGAAGUGCUUUGCGAGGGCUUUCCUGAGGAAUUUGCUCAGUAUUUGCGAUAUGUUCGUCGAUUAGACUUCUUUGAAACGCCGGAUUACGAAUAUUGCUAUAAUCUGUUCAAGUCCGUGCUCGAUAGGCUUGGUUAUACAUACGAUUACGAGUUUGAUUGGACACCAAAACUCAAUCAAACGUCAACACCUUCGGAUUCCCUUCAUGCCGGUGAUGCGCACAAAGGAGAGGGGAAACGGACUGGUACUGCAAAAGGACGACAAAGUGAAACCCUCAAACCUACCAAUCAAGGCGCUGGACAACAAGGUGGUGGUUUUGGCUCUACUCAGGUAAUCAAUUCAAAUGUGGGCGAAUUGAUGGAAGACAACGGUGGUCGGUCGCAACAACCCGUCACACAUCUGGAAGAUAAUAGUGAAGUAAAGUGUUGUUGCUUUCGACGACGAAGACGAAAGACUCCACAACAAAAAUGAUGAGAUUUUAGUUAUUUGAUGGCCUGAAAGGACGCCGAGAAAAACAAGGGAGGAUGCGUAUUUUGAUAUUGACUGCGUCAUACUUUGAAAGUUUUGGCUUGCCCUAUGUCUCUCCUAGUGUCAUUUUUUCACCUUAGUUUUUUUUUUGCUCUUACCUAUCGUUAUCAUUUGUGUUUCUGAUUUGCUCUCGGGGUUUCUUUCCUCACUGCCUUAGGUCUAUUUCGGUUAUUUUUCAUUCAGCGGCAUUGACAUUCUUCUAACAAAAGCUAAAUAUUCCAGAAUGUAAGUCGUGUGAGAUUUUGUUAUACUGAGUACUUUGUAUGAAAUUCAAGAAUGCUUUACACUGGAACGAGGCAAUGUUCAAUCCAUAUUAUCCGAAGAAGUUGAUACAAAACGUUCCUUGUGU